AUGAGUACUCAGCCAAAAGAGUCGCAUUCAAAGUGGAUAUGCGAGUACUGUACUUAUGAAAACUGGCCGUCAUCGCUGAAAUGUACGAUGUGCAGAGGCUCAAAGCCACUGUUGGGCGAAGACAUCUACAGGCUUCGAGAUCCGAAUCCCCAGCGAGCAGGAUCAAACGACGCAUCCGGUCCAGUACCUUUAAGUUCCUCGACAGACUCCUGUAAUUUUAGCCUACAAAAUCAUAGUCAAAACGUACCUUCCGGUGGUAAAUGGUCCUGUGAAUUAUGCACUUAUUUCAAUUAUAACAACGCAACCCGUUGUAUCCAGUGUAACAGUAAAAAAUCGGUUAAUAUUAACCAGCAAGUAUAUUCAGCUUCUAAUUUGCAUGAACAUUUAGCACCGCUGAGACUAAGCGACCCGCCAGCCCACCAGCUGCCUGCGCCAAACUCCGGCCAGAAUUUAUCUGUUAACACAAAUAAUACUGCUACUGAUAAAUGGUCCUGUCUUGUUUGUACUUACGAAAAUUGGCCCAAGGCCGUUAAAUGUGUUAUGUGUGGUUACCUGAAAGAGCGUGAUAAAAAAGAUAAAUCUAGUUCUAACUCCUGUCUUAUUCUACCGAGCCCCGAGAAAGAUCACAAUCAAAGAGGCUUGCCUUCGCCUCCUCAGCCGUUCAUUCAUCAAGCUCAACGUGAUGAGAAUUCAGCCAUUGCCAGACGAAGUUCACACCGAUUCGAUCCUAGAAAUGAUUCUUUGCCAAUAAACCAGAGUUCCAACGAUUGUGAUUAUGAAAGCAGACUUAGGCGUCAUACUGAUUGGUGCUGGUUGAACGCCUGUCUUGGAAUCGUCGAAGGCGACAAUCCACCAGUAGAAGCGUAUUUAGCGAGUGGUGGCAACCCAACACGUCAAUUGACCCCUUCCGAAGUUAAAUUACUCAACAGAAAUAGUGCCUUUGAUGUUGGACACACUCUUGUUCAUUUGGCCAUAAGAUUUCAACGUGAAGAUAUUCUAGCGACACUUUUAUCACAAAUAGAAGGCUCUGGGUCAGGAAUAAAAAGAGUUCCGAGUUAUGUAGCUCCAGAUUUGGCUACUCAGAUACGUAGGCAUGUUGCUAACAGCAUCCGUUCACGUAAAGGUUCAUUUUCUUGUUAUUUUGUCACAGAUAUGGCAACAUUUGCGUUACCUGCAGAGGUGGAAGAUCUUCCAAGUUCUGUUCAAGAACAAAUGCUAGAAGAGUUAUUAGACCGAGAAGCUCAGCAACAAUUAGAAGGGAGUGAUGGAGAGCCGCCGGCGCUUAAUUGGUCAUUAGAAAUAACAGAGCGAUUAGGCAGUCGUUUACACGCCUUGUGGAAUCGUUCUGCCGGCGACUGCUUAUUAGACUCGGUAAUGCAAGCUACUUGGGGAGUUUUUGAUCCAGCACAGCCAGGCAGUGCAUUGGAACAAUUGCACGUUUUUACUCUUGCCCAUAUUUUAAGAAGGCCUAUUAUUGUUUACGGAGUUAAAUAUGUUAAAAGUUUCCGUGGAGAAGAUAUAGGAUACGCAAGAUUUGAAGGAGUAUAUCUACCUUUGUUGUGGGAGCCUUCUUUUUGCAUUCGCUCGCCAAUCGCACUAGGUUACACACGUGGCCACUUUACAGCUCUCGUCUCAAUAGAACCAUACGCAUCUUCAAGAUUAUCAACGUUACCUUCUCACGGAAGCGUGGGAGUCGGUGGAGGAAACAGUCCUAUGCAGCAGUUGCAGAUUCAAAUGCAGACGACUUUCAUGCCUUUGAUGGACAGGGAAAGAAAAUUAUUGCCAAUUCAUUUUUUAACUCCCGAAGAAAUUGGCAGGGAAGAAACGAUACUGAAGCAGUGGUUGGAUGUCUGUACCACUGAGGGUGGAAUUCUUGUUGCCCAACAGAAGUUACACAAAAGGCCACUUCUUGUUGCCCAAAUGUUGGAGGAGUGGCUUAACCACUAUCGAAGAUUAGUUCAAAUGAAUAAUGCACCAUUCGUGAGACCCGUAGUCCAACAAGAAUACAGCAGCGACGGUGACACAGAAGACGAAUAA
Molecule: messenger RNA, 2037 nt
Organism: Cotesia congregata
Lineage: Eukaryota; Metazoa; Arthropoda; Insecta; Hymenoptera; Braconidae
Source: the annotation of a GenBank genome assembly